AUGGAUCAAAUAAAAAAUGUUGAAUCUUACUUGGAUAAUUUACUUGGAGAUUUUUAAGCUACUAAAUGCACUAAAUUUGCUCAAUAGUUAGUUUCAAACAAAUCAUAGAAAAUAUUUCAAGAAUUAGAUUCUCGUUAGUUAUUUAUCAAUCAAAACCAAUAACAUUUAGAUAUGUCGUUUCGGUCCUAAACUGCCUAAAUCUCCAUUCCAUCUAGAAAGAUUGAUUGCUUUGGCCAAAUUGAAGUGAAAACAUUUACAAAGGAAGAAAUAGAUUCGUUGAGAAAGGAACGAGGACAGAGAGCAUAGAUAAAAGUAAAGCAAAUUUAGGAGGCUUAAGAAAAGAGAAAGCAAGAUUAUUUGGAAUCUUGGAAAAAAACCUAGUAAAUUUAACACUAGAAACCAUUAUUCUAAUUAUUACAAGAAUAAGAAACUGCCCAGAUUAAGCUGUAAUAGGAAAUAAUACAAAAAAGGUUAGAGUAAAUCAAAUAAGAGAGGAGACCUUUAAAUAAAAUAGAUUUCGAAGAGCACAGAAAAAAGUUUUGCGAUUUAAUUAUACAACCAAGAAAUAAAUCUAUUGAAUCAUAACUAUAUAACUAAACAAAAUCCAUAAGUCCUGAGAAAUCUGUUUAUUAUAUAAAAGUAGAACAAGAAAAAAAUAAGCAAAAAUUAUUGGAAUAAGAAAGAAAAAAUCAUUUGUUGGAAUUAUAAGAGAAGAAAAAGAAUUUUUCUGAAGAAACUAAAAAUAGAUUUAAACCCAAGUUGAGUUUAGAUAAGUAAAAUGAACUAUUAGAAAUAUAAAGUAAAUUGCACCAUAGAUCUGAUUUCUAAAAAUAUUAAGUUUUAGCUAAUAAAGUUAGACAAAAAAAGAUUUCAUAUUAAAUUUAAGACACGGAUGAAGAUUCUAAAUCACUAAAUACUUUUACAAAAAAUAAAGACUAGAAUACCUCUUAUGAUAUCGCCAGUUAGGAUACUCAAUUACCUAAGUUUAAACAUAAGAGUUUUGUUAUUGAUACUAACACUCAACAAUAAAAUUAGAAUUAUUGGUAAAGAGUAGCUUUAAAUACUAAUAUAUCAGUAAAAGAUAAGAACUUACUAAUCAUAGAAGAAGCAAAAAAGUUAGAAGAGUUGGCAAAAAAGUAAGAAUAAUUAGCACGUGUCACUGGUUAUGAUAGCUUAUAAGCGGAUAAUCUCUUGAUUAGUUCCAUUAAAGCAAAGUUGACAGUUUUACAAAAUUGA
This is a messenger RNA of Paramecium tetraurelia, 1236 nucleotides long. RefSeq lists its product as uncharacterized. The transcript has 3 exons. Lineage: Eukaryota; Ciliophora; Oligohymenophorea; Peniculida; Parameciidae. The record is from RefSeq and is a predicted model, not a curated record.